Clonostachys rhizophaga is the source of this 1071-nucleotide messenger RNA. The record is from the annotation of a GenBank genome assembly. NCBI's taxonomy places the organism in Eukaryota, Fungi, Ascomycota, Sordariomycetes, Hypocreales, Bionectriaceae.
AUGGAAGCCCUUGAUGCAUCGAGCUCCCAGUGCGGGGCAUACCAUGAACCUUCAUACCUCGAGCUGACAGUUUCAAUUGUCAUUCUCCUCGGUCUGUUCGUCUCAUAUCUCCCCCAACACUACCGUAUCAUUUCACGGGGUACAUCCGAGGGAAUAUCCCCGUACUUUGUUCUGCUUGGUACGACGUCUGCGACUGCUGGAUUCGCCAAUAUUCUCACAGUUCCACCAUCUCGCGCCGCCAUUGGCUGCUGCAAGGAACUGGAUACCUUUGAGUGUGCUGCAGGUUUACUGGGCGUCGCACAGCUUGGUGCGCAGUGGCUCUGCUUUCUUUUCAUCCUCGUUCUAUUCCUCAUUUUCUUCCGAUACCGAGGAGCUUCUGUGCCCCAGGAAGAGUUGGUCGGUGAUGCCCCAGGCUGGCGUACUGCAGCAACUGUCGGUCUGCUAUGCAUUUUCCACGGGUUAAUUGUGAUUAUCUUGACUGGCGUCUUUGUCAUUGCACUCCCCAGUCACCUCAACUUCUGGGCGAAUUUCCUCGGCGUCAUGGCAGCUGCAUUGGCGGCGGUUCAGUACAUCCCCCAGAUUUGGACGACUUAUAAGCUGAAGCAUGCUGGAAGUCUGAGCAUUCCCAUGAUGUGCAUUCAGACUCCCGGCGGUCUACUCUUCGCUGCAAGCCUCUUCGCAAGACUCGGCUGGGAAGGCUGGAGUACCUGGGCCAUCUAUCUAUUGACAGCUGGCAUGCAAGGAAUGGUUCUAUUCUUGGCUAUUUCAUACGAACUCGCGGCACGACGCGAAAGGCCCGUCUACAAUUACACCGAAAGUGCACCCGAGUCUCCUGUCGAUCGAUACCACUCCAGCCGGCGACCAGUAGCAAACCGGACAUACUCGGAAGGGUGGGAGCGUGGUCUCCCAGGGCCAUUUACAGGCCACCCCGAGUUGUACGCGGAAACUGAAGAAGACUUGGACGAUAUUCAGGAACGAGAGGAGCGGGCCAUCGCCCGAGAGAACCAACCUCUACUGAAGCCUGGAGGGAUCGGAAAUCCCCACAAGACCUACAACUCAAAUCACCAUUAG